AUGGCAACUAAGUUACAUGAAUACUUGAAGGAAUCAAAUGAUUAAAAUCAGAAAGUAGAGAGACACUAGAACCCUACAAUAUAAACGAACGGGUCAGCUUCGACUUAGGCGAACAUUGAAAUCAACAACAUGGACUAAUCCUAAUCGAUUUCUACAUUUACUCCAAUACCGUAUAUCAUAAAUAUAACAACUCAGAAUGAAAAUACAGUAUCAAAUUCUAUUCAAUAAUAAAAGAGGCCAAAAAUAAAACUCAAAUUACCGCAUAAAAAAUACCUAGAUACAGAACUGUCAAGACUAAAUGAUAGUAAAGAAGUCUAUGACUAGCCAACUUUAGCUUUAGAUUAAAUUGAGCAGCAAAUGCUGUAAUAGAAGUUAAUUAAAGGAAAUAACAUAUUUAAUCUGAAGCAGGUAAGUCAAACUCCAGAUAACAGAAAUAUAUCAAGUAAGCUAGAAAAGCUAUUCUCUGAUAAAAAUAAAAUUCCAAGUAGGAACGGUAAGCACGUAAAAGCUGGAAUUUUUUUCAAAAGUUUAAAAGAAAGAAAGUCAUCCAAUGCUUCUCCUAAUUUUGACCCUUAGAAAUUUGACUAUGAUUAAAUAAUCAAGAAUGUAUUAGAAUUCAAUAGUCAAUUUGAUUAGGCUGAAGAGACUAAAGAGGAAGACCCUAAAGUUCUUAUUAAAUCUUUGAAAAAAUAUAAUAAACAUAUUAAUAAGAUAAUCUAGGACUAGGAGGAAUAUGAAAACAGACAGAAUAUCUUGUCAAUGAAUCCAAAGCAUAUACCUACUGCAUAGUUUAUUGUAAAUACUGAUGGUGAGUAGAUUGAUUUGCAAAUUAAAAAUAACGAAGUAAAGAUAAUUCAACUUCAGCAAGAGUAUAAAUAACUUAAGACUAUGACAUUGAAAGAGGUUACAACUGAUAACAGACUGACUCUAUCAAAUCAAAUAUAAAUUCUUGAUAUGUAAAUAAGGUCGUAGACUCUUAUGAAAAAUCAACUUGAAUCAAGCCAGAAAUAGAUUAAUGCUUAAUUGCAUACAAGUAAUUAAUAGAAAAUGAAAGAAUAAGAGUCGUAGGCAUUUAACAUCAUCCAGGAGAUAGAUUUUUUGAAACAUUAAAUUGACUAAGUCAAUGAAAGUAUUCUGAAGUAGAAUGAACUUUCAUCACGAUACACAAUUCAGAUUCAACAAGCCAAAGAAAAAUUAGAAGAAUCGAAUAAAAAUUUGGAAUCAGUAAAACUAGAAUUUGAAAAUCAUCAAAUCACCGGCUUAGAAUAAAAGAUUUUGGAGAACAAACUUAGAAUCUAAUACGGGGAAGUAACGAGUAAAAAAUUGAGUCUUGGUAAAGUUUCAGAGAAGCGGUUUAAAAAUCUUAAGACAGACAUACAUAUUAAGAAGGGUGUUAAAGCAAGAAUGAAACGAUUGAAGGAGUAAUUUUUGAAGAAGUUAGGAGAAUCUAAGAAUCUUCCUCCCAUAGAGAGCCAUCGAGCAUUUGUGAUAAACACUGAGCUCUCAUUAAUUAGACAUCCUAAGUAUUAAAGUAAUGAGAACAGUCCGAGAUAAACUUCUGAUCUAAGACUUGAUAGCUUUGAGCAGAGACUGAGCUAUGAUUUAAAUCAGAUGUAUCAGACCACAAAUGCAAAAUUAAAUCAUUAGAUACAAGGAAGUAGUGGCAGUCAAAUGAAGUAUAAGCUUAAUCUAGAUAAUAUUGAUGUUGAUAUUUAGUAAUAGAAUAAUGAGGAAGAAAUGUAUAUAUAAGAGAGUAGUAACAGUCAGGGUGAGCAAUAGCAAAUUCAAAACAAUAAAAUGUGCAUAAAUGCAGCUCCUUAGAACAAAAGUAGGAAUUUAAUGACUAUAUAAUGA
Molecule: messenger RNA, 1854 nt
Organism: Stylonychia lemnae
Lineage: Eukaryota; Ciliophora; Spirotrichea; Sporadotrichida; Oxytrichidae
Source: the annotation of a GenBank genome assembly